Octodon degus (degu) is the source of this 3488-nucleotide messenger RNA. It is a transcript of the gene B3gat1, whose product is annotated as beta-1,3-glucuronyltransferase 1. The record is from RefSeq and is a predicted model, not a curated record. Gene Ontology annotation, molecular function: galactosylgalactosylxylosylprotein 3-beta-glucuronosyltransferase activity. Gene Ontology annotation, cellular component: Golgi membrane. Gene Ontology annotation, biological process: chondroitin sulfate proteoglycan biosynthetic process; carbohydrate metabolic process. NCBI's taxonomy places the organism in Eukaryota, Metazoa, Chordata, Mammalia, Rodentia, Octodontidae. The coding region runs from base 330 to 1373 and encodes 347 amino acids. The transcript has 7 exons.
CCGCCGACCCCCUUCGCUCGUGCCCGCGCCUGCUGCGCCCCCUCCGGCCGCCCUCUCCAAGCCCAGCGCACAAACGCAGGCUGGGCUGCGGGCGCGCGAUGCAGUGGUUCCCGGGGGCCCGGAGCCCGAGAGUCCCCGGGGAGCGCGACCCAGGGCAGCAGCCUGGGGACGCCGGGGCGGGGGCGUAGGCACCGCCCGCCCGUGAUGGACCGCGCCGCGGAAGACCCUGACUCGCCGCCACAGGUGUCCACUUCGGAGGGCUCCUGACCCUGCCCUGCAGAACCACCCGUCAGACUCCUCGGCCAGGAUUCUCCAGCCCUGCUUCCGCAAUGGGUAAUGAGGAGCUGUGGGUGCAGCCAGCCUUGGAGAUGCCGAAACGACGGGACAUCCUCGCAAUCGUCCUCAUCGUGCUGCCCUGGACGCUUCUCAUCACCGUGUGGCACCAGACCACCCUUGCGCCCCUGCUCGCCGUGCACAGGGAUGAGGCCGGCGACCCGAGGCGAGAGGCACCUGUGGGCGCAGACCCCAGGGAGUACUGCAUGUCUGACCGUGACAUUGUGGAGGUUGUGCGCACGGAGUAUGUGUACACGAGGCCGCCACCAUGGUCUGACACGCUGCCGACCAUCCACGUGGUGACACCCACCUACAGCCGGCCAGUGCAGAAAGCUGAGCUCACACGCAUGGCCAACACGCUGCUGCACGUGCCCAACCUGCACUGGCUGGUGGUGGAGGACGCGCCGCGCCGCACGCCACUGACUGCACGCCUGCUACGCGACACGGGCCUCAACUACACGCACCUACACGUGGAGACGCCCCGCAACUACAAGCUGCGUGGUGACGCCCGAGACCCACGCAUCCCGCGGGGCACCAUGCAGCGCAACCUGGCCCUGCGCUGGCUGCGGGAGACCUUCCCACGGAACUCCACGCAGCCUGGGGUGGUAUAUUUUGCAGAUGAUGACAACACCUAUAGCCUGGAGCUCUUCGAGGAGAUGCGCAGCACCAGAAGGGUGUCCGUGUGGCCCGUUGCUUUUGUUGGUGGCCUUCGCUACGAGGCCCCCCGGGUGAACGGGGCAGGGAAGGUGGUUGGCUGGAAGACAGUGUUCGACCCGCAUAGACCUUUUGCAAUUGACAUGGCUGGAUUUGCGGUCAACCUGCGGCUCAUCCUGCAGCGAAGCCAGGCCUACUUCAAACUGCGUGGCGUGAAGGGAGGCUACCAGGAAAGUAGCCUGCUUCGAGAACUCGUCACCCUCAAUGACCUGGAGCCCAAGGCAGCCAACUGCACCAAGAUCCUGGUCUGGCACACACGCACAGAAAAGCCAGUGCUUGUGAACGAGGGGAAGAAGGGCUUCACUGACCCCUCGGUGGAGAUCUGAGCCUCAGGAUACAGGGGCCUCCUCCUCAGCCUCAGACCCUGUUCUCCGCCUCCGUCCUCUCCCCACAGCUGCUGGACCUCGAUGGCAGACUCCUGAGGAAGCACCAUCACCUCCUUGAUAUUCCAGGGACCUCUCGGAGAGCCCAGCCUGAUGCCAGGACAAAAGACAGAGAAUUUAAGCACAGAACCCCCAGACCUGUUCUCUCCAUCCGACACGACCCAGGACUUGAGAGACCAUGGCUGGGGAUGCAGCUGCAAGCAGCGCUGGCAUCCAGCACACUCUCGAUUAGCUCCCCAUACUGACAGGUCCUGGGCAGCCCUGUGGGACUGGAGGGAGGAGGGAAGACCACAGCCAAGGGGAUGCUGCCCUCGCUGCGUCCAGGCCUCUCCACGACCACAGAGGCUGAGCAGCCAGGGGGUACGAAGAGCAGCCCCGGGGCACCACCUGUGCCCACACCCAUCCUUGGCACCUCUUCCUGAGCCCUGCUCCCAAAUCAGACAUACCUCUGGCUCUUCUGGUCCAUGUUUACAGAGCAGCAGGCGGUCUUCGAUCCCACUGGCAGCCAGCUCUGCAUGGGGAGCUUGGGCCUGCCGGAAGUCCCCCGCCUGUACCUCAGGCUGCGACGGGAGUGGAACCCCUUCCUCUUGCCCACUUCCCUCAAGCCUUCUCCUCCAGUACUGGCAAGGAGGUGGCCCAGAGCCAGCACAGGUCACUGCCGACCUGCACCCAGAACCACACGACCCCACUGUCCACACACUGCCUCCCACAAAUCUGGACUGAGAAGCUGCUUGCCUGGCCAGGACCCAGAAGGGGGAGAGCUCCACUUCCUGGAGCUUCGACCCUUCAGACCUCAGGGCUGGAGUGAGCAGCAGUGGGCAGGCAAGAGCUCCUUGGGCCAGAAAGCAGAGGAAGGCGAGAGCAGCCCUCAGGUCCUCCGGGCCCCGCCGUGGUGUGUGGGUGUAAGCGGGAAUGGCGGCAGGAUUGAAGAAAAGCGGGCAGGUUUCUGGCGAACAUUGAGAGGAGCCCAGAGCACACAUUGCUUUGAAAUCAUUCUAUAUUUUAAAAAAAUAGGAAAGAAAAUCUCACUUCUCCUUAAGCUGGGAACGUGCAGAGCCAGCCUGCCUCACGCCCAGCUGCCCUCUCCCCCACCCCACCCCGUGAGAACAGUGUGCAGCGAGCAGCUGCGCCCACUGGGCGGCGCUAGACGGUCCGGGCCUGUGGCCCAGCAGGCCCUGUGGUGUGAUCUAGCGCAUGCUCCUGCAGGGUUGGAAGCACAAUUUUUCUCCUAAGUGGAGGAAAAGGAAAGGGCGCAAACCCCCUGAAGAGGUGUUUAUUUUUCAACUGCUAACAGCCCCUACUCCAUUAAAACUCACAGGACAGGUUUGCAGGCCGCUGAGACCAUCCUGGGUGGACAAUGGGAAUCAGGCCAGAGACCAAAUAUUCAGAGCGUAAUACUGGUCGCUCAUCUGGAAGUGGACUUCAAGGUCCACCGUGCUCACCAGCUCGCCUGCUGGAGUCAGAUCCAGAGCCACCUCGCAGGACAUCUUCCCCAGCCUCUACCCUUGGAAACAGACCACUUGGCACCAAGUAAGGGGGCACAGGAGAGGGAGCAGGUGGGCACAGGGUAGCCACCAGUGAGUGAAUUUACAUCUGAGCACUCUGCACCUCACUCCUGGAGACUGUCCCUGAACACCACAGUCAGAGUGGCUGGCCUGAGACCAUCUUCUUAGCCAAAACCCAGGUCUCAUUUUCAGGAAAUUGACAGUGAAUGACAAAAUGGGAAUUUUUUUUUUUUCCCAGAUGCUAGUUUGGUUGUUUUUCCCUAAUGUCCUCUCUCUUAGCUGCAUGUAUAUUUAUUUAUAAUUAUAACCCCGGUGGAGUGCAGCCUUCUCUUUGUUGGGAUGAGAUUGUUAUAAAUUAGAACUGGCCCACAACAGCCACCUGUUCUCCAGACCCAGGCCCCUCCCUGCCCCCGUCUGGCAAGCCCGCCCCAAAGUGAGGCCAGGUUAGGGUUCUGACGGCAGAGGCUGGGGUAGUGAGGAGCCAGGCAGCUGCAUCUUCUGCUCCGUUUUCAUUUAACUGUAAUUUGUUUUCAAAAUUAAAAGUCAAAUAUGA